AUGUUUGUUCGUAAACAUUUAUUUGAGAAUAUCAAGCUGGUAGCCUUCGACAUUGACGAGAAGUAUCCUCAGGUAAAAGCCGAGGAGCUCGAUCAGUAUCUAGUCACUCAGAAGAAUAUGGAAUUCAUCCGGAAUCACCCAGAAGUCAAGAUAACGGUGGGCGAAAUACGGAGAGUGUUUUACCAGGACAUUGGAAAGAAAUAUAACUGUCCGGAAUCAUUCGCUGAUGAUCUGUAUGAUACCUGGCAAAAGAAGCGGAAUGAGUACAAAGUUUAUCCAUGUGUCGAGCCUCUUUUCAGGCAAGUGAAGCAGCAUGGCUGUCUGCUAGUGGUCAUCACGGACGGCACUGCUGAUUUUACCAAUAUUCCGUACCUGAACCAGUACGUAGAUCUGUUUGUCAGUCCCCAGACAUGCAACGUGACCAAAGUCAACGGAGAGGCGUAUUCUGCGGUAAUGAAGGCCUAUCCGUCAAUUCCUGCCUCCUCCUGUGUGAUGAUCGGAGAUAAUCCGAUUAGUGAUAUUCUGAGAGCGCGAGAGAAGGGAUGGAAAACCAUCUACAUUGCGCCUUCUUCCGAUGAGUCCGCUGCGGACUGGACGGUUCCCUCUGUGAGCGAACUAUUAUCGAAUUCAUUUGUUUGA
Blastocystis hominis is the source of this 639-nucleotide messenger RNA. RefSeq lists its product as hypothetical. The transcript is spliced from 6 exons. Lineage: Eukaryota; Bigyra; Opalinata; Blastocystidae. The coding region runs from base 1 to 639 and encodes 212 amino acids. The record is from RefSeq and is a predicted model, not a curated record.